AUGUCGGCCGUUGCACUCGGCUACCCGAUGCCGACGAUGCUCAACUGGAACGGCGAGUACAACCGACCCGCGUGGCACUUUGCCGGCAGCCACAUCGCCAAGCUCCUGAGUCUCCUCGGCGGCAUCGAGGCGCUGCUGGAAGACGCCGGGAAAACCGAUGAUGUGAGCGAGGAUGACCUCGCCGUGUUGGUGGACGCAUACGACAUCUGGUUCCAACUACCGCCAUCGGUGCUCAUCCAGCGCUAUCAUCAGAUCAACCGCGAAGCCGACGAGCGCAUCCGCAAGCAAUGGGCGAACGAGGACUCGAAGAGCACGCUCCCCAUCCCGCCGCCCCGGCAGGACAUCAUCGUCACGUCCGCCAAGGACUGCUUCCCAGACAGCUACUCAGGCUCAGAUCCGCACUACGAGCACUGGCCGGCGUCGCCCAUGCCGGCCGACAUGUACGGCGACGGCACCGACCAGGUCCCCUUCUCCUUCGACUCGGCGCGCAAGUACAAAAAGGUGCGUCCGCGGUGCGUCAACAGCGGCAUGAUCAUGGGCACCAUGGGCGGACUCAGAGACGCCCUGCGCCGGUGCAAGGACAAGGUCGACCGUGUGGCCAUGGACGGCCGCCAGCUGUGGAGCGACCAGGCGCUCUUUGCAGAGGUCAUUGGCGACCAGGAGCUGUGGCGCAAGUGGGCGAGGCAUCUCGGGUCGUCGUGGAAUGGCAAAGUCGCACACAACGACGUGUCGUCGCUGAGUCCCGAAGUCCGGCCCAUCGCGGCGGCUGCGCUGCGAGGACGCCGCUUCGAGUUCGGCAUCGGGCUGGAUUACAACUUCACCACGAUCCCGCCCACGUGCUCCGCCGAGGAAGACGGCGCCUUCGUCAAGAUCGACGACGAGAGCGCAGUGAAGGCAGAAUCCGCCAAGGCCGGCGUGCCAGGCGACGUGCGCGUCCGCGGGAUCCCCAAGGAGCUGCCGGACUCCGGGACGCAAGACGCCCUGCUGGCGGGCCUCAAAUGGGGCCAACUGCCGCUGUACACGGACUUCUUCUUCGGUACGACGCCUGUCGGCAUCCAUCACAACGCCUACGUCGGCGGCCUGAAGCCGUGGCGCCUCAAGCACUGGUGGGACAAGAUGUGGUACUACCCGCGGUUGCGGGAGCUCGUGACACAACGCCUGCGGCCGGCCAAGGGCAACGCCACGCCGCUGGCCAAGAUCGCAUCUCCAGACGGCAAGGACAACAUCGUGUACUGGGCUCCUCGGGAGGACCAGCACAAGGCGGUGAGGGUGUUUGAGCCGUCGAAGACGCCGGGCGAUCAGUUUACGCCCAUCGGGUGGGAUGGCGUCUGCCAGAAGGGUAAAUCCAAGAAGUGGUAUGACGAGCUGUUUGGGGAUGGCAAGGGGCCUCUGGACAUUUAG
This is a messenger RNA of Ilyonectria robusta, 1401 nucleotides long. RefSeq lists its product as uncharacterized. Lineage: Eukaryota; Fungi; Ascomycota; Sordariomycetes; Hypocreales; Nectriaceae. The record is from RefSeq and is a predicted model, not a curated record. The transcript has a single exon. The coding region runs from base 1 to 1401 and encodes 466 amino acids.